Molecule: messenger RNA, 3050 nt
Organism: Nomia melanderi (Alkali bee)
Lineage: Eukaryota; Metazoa; Arthropoda; Insecta; Hymenoptera; Halictidae
Product: lethal (3) 04053
Biological process (GO): positive regulation of protein localization to cilium; regulation of cytokinesis; positive regulation of cilium assembly
Cellular component (GO): ciliary basal body; midbody; centrosome
Source: RefSeq, a predicted model, not a curated record
AUCAGUUAUACCUUCUCAGAUUGGAACGUUUUCUUUUGAAUCUUUGCCCAUGUUUUGAAGUCUGUACACGCACGACAGGGUUUUUCUUGUGACAUUGUAUUAAAGUCACCCUAUACAUUCGUAAGAACGUAUAUAAAAUGUUGCGAUGAACGAUAUUCUCACGUGGUUAAUAACCUACUCGAUGAAACCUUAAUGUACCUGUUACACACAGAAACCAAUAUACAAUCAUUUAGCAGUCCACCUGAUCUCUAUACAAAUAAGAAACUGCACGCAAUAAGUACUUCGUGUUACGAAAGAGAAGCGGAGCCAAGAAGACUCGAAGGCAUACAUUUCUUUUACGUUCGUAGAGAGCGCGAGUAAAUCGGCAGACAAAAAGAAGACGAAAGAAAAAGUCACACGACUAACCUGAUCCAAGCGCAGUCAGCGGGUGACAAAUGUCAAGUGCAGUUUUGACUGCACCGCAAAUGAUACGAUUGUCGGUAAAGUUGAUCCUCCGCGUAGAUGAUGGCGAAUCGUAAAAAAAAUAAUGAAUGCUCUCGGUCCAUGUCGAAGAAAGUGAGGUGGCACAAGAUGAAGUUUUCGUCAUCAUCGUCUUCUGAGGAGGAGGUGUCCACGGGAUGCCGAAGCUGUAGAAUCAUAUCGAACGAGUAUCCCACUAGAAGAGCUACUGAAAUGAACAUACAAUCAGAUAAAGAUGUAUCACGACGCGAGGAAAAUCCGUUUAGUUUCAAACAAUUCCUGAAGAACUCCCUCCAAACAAAUUAUUAUACUGGUGGAGCUCGUCCAAAAGUUUAUCCUUCUCCACCACCAAGUCCUAAUAAAUUGGAGAAGGAUUCUACAGUCUACUCCCGAAAUCCAACAGAACUACCAGACUUUGUGCAAGAUCAUCUGGUUUUAGAGCAGUGUUAUUUGAAUCAUGAAUCCGCUCAACAAAACACUUCAGAUGUAGAUAAUCUGCCAGACUUUGCAUUGAACAGUGUAGAACAGAGACAAACCAGGCUUAGAAAUGAAUCUGAAGAAAGUGAACCUAUUUUGUAUGAUCUAUCGUUUGAUUUGACUGGAAGUAUAGCAAAAACAUUACCCCCUAGUAAUCAAUCUCCACCAAAUGCGAGUUGUUCUGCCCAUUUAAAUUUACCUAUCUUUGAUAGAUCUAACAUAGGAAAUACAGAACGUCCAGAAUCAUCAGGGUUUCCAUUAGAUUUGCCAAUACUUGGUACUGAAUCUGAUUCAGGUCCAAACGUUGCAGCAAGAGAUUGUUCUGGACCUAACGAAACUAGUGUUCCAAAAUCUUUGCCAGAUUUUUUAAACGAUGGUCCUAUACACAAUAAAACAACAAUUUCUACAGAUUCUGGUCCUGUUUCAAAUAAUACAGAGACCACAGAAAGAAGGCUAUUAUUAGAAAAUGAAAGAUUACGCCAUGAGCUAAAACAGGCAAGAAAAGAAAUCAGUGAAAAGUCUAAAAGAAUUCAAUUAUUAAAAUCCGAAUUGACCUCUAGAAGAGAGGUGGAACAAGAGGAAACAGCACAUCUUGAAAAAGCUAUGGAACAGGUUGAAGACAAUUUAAAAUAUAGUACAAAAAGAGCUGUGAAUGCAGAAAGUACUAUUACAUCAUUAAAACGAGAAAUUAAAGCUUUAAGGUUGGAGAAUGAUGAACUUAAAGCAGGAAUAGCAAUGGGGGGUAGAGUAGAAUGUGAUUCUUCGAAUAUGAACCGAACAGUAAGAAGGUUAGCCAACGAUUUAAGAAAUGCUGCUUCUUCGGCAGAAGUAUCAUUAAGACAAUUAAUGUCCGGUGUGGACAAUUUAAGAGUACUAGCUUCUACACUUGAGAAUGUAGAUAAGAUAGAAGACUGGACCAAAGAUUUUCUAUCAGAUUUUGAUGAAGAUAACUCAUGAAGCUGCUGGUCCUGCACCUUAAUACAGUUUUAUGUACUCCUCUGUCUGUACACUACCCUUUGUUUCACUUUUUCUCCUAUAUACAUCCCAGCCGAUGCUAUUAAGUUCCUGGAAUUCACACAUUCACGUUGAGUAUUCUUUCUGGAGUCGAUUAGUGAUUCGAUUCAAUUGCAAAAGCACGAUAUCCGCAUUAUAUUUGUUGUAUCUUUAUGUGUUAACAGUAGUCUUCGUGUUUCCACUCACGCUACGGUCAUAGAUAUACAAUCAACUAUAAAUUAUUGCUCUUGUUGAUAAAGCAUGCCUCUUAAAUAUGUUGACCGUAGCAUUGGUUUGAUUUCUUGUUAUAAAAUGUUUGUUUAAAUUUUCAUCUUUGUUUCAUUAUUAAUUAUAUUUACAAAAGUGUAAAUGUUUUUUUAUUGUUUAGUAGCAUAAUUAGAAAUUAAAAUAUUGAUCAUCAGUGACCUACGACAAUGAAUGCAUUAAAUAUCACUUUGAUUCUCAGCAACAAACAUGCGUAAAGAAGUGGCUUAUGUUAAUCCAUCACAAUAUGGCUCCUAGAAAUACAUUAAAGAUUUUAACUUUUAUACAUACGCUUUGUCGAUGAUCCAUAAACGCAAAGCACUGGUUGGGAUUUACAAUACUAUUCCAAUGUAACUAUUAAGAGAAACGUUACUUUAAUGGUCAUUGUGACAAUGUUACGUGUACAGUCUCGAAAGUUCCAUUUCUUUGUACAUGUCAAAAAUUAUCAGCUAGGUAAUUAGAUUUGAAACAGACGAAAUCCUCCAUGUAUUUUUCUAUUUAAGGGGGUACAUGACUCUUGAAUCUUAAAAAAAUGUGAAUCUCUCGAACAAGGUUGUAAUUAUAACAAAUCAAUAAUUAAGUAUGUUUUUCUAAGCGCUGUGCAAUAGCAAUAUGUAUGUAUACAGAGAAAUAGGUUUCUAAAAGUUGCCUUUGUAUAUGACACACAAAUUAAUUCCAUACAUUUGAAUUUGAAUAUUAUACUUCCUCUUACCGACAUAAAAAAUCAUUAAACAAAAAAACUCCAAAGGUAUAUUCUAGUAUUCUAAUAAAAUGUUUUGUACCUACAAUAUACAUGUGAAAGUAUUUAAAAAUUUGUAAAUUAAUACAAACAAAAAAUGUCUUUCUUUUUUUUAAAA